Molecule: messenger RNA, 4717 nt
Organism: Nilaparvata lugens (brown planthopper)
Lineage: Eukaryota; Metazoa; Arthropoda; Insecta; Hemiptera; Delphacidae
Gene: Ge-1
Product: enhancer of mRNA-decapping protein 4
Exons: 21
Coding region: 506-3652 (1048 amino acids)
Biological process (GO): deadenylation-independent decapping of nuclear-transcribed mRNA
Cellular component (GO): P-body
Molecular function (GO): protein binding
Source: RefSeq, a predicted model, not a curated record
AUUGUGGGUCAAGUUUCCAACAACUCUAAGGUAGAUCUUCCUUGGGGAUUUCUUUACUUGUGUUAUUUUCCCCGACUUGUAUCACUUGGGGUGUUCGAGUUGUCCUAUGAUGAGCAUCUAUAGGGACCUUAAGUUUGCCGCGUCAACAGUUAAAUUUAGCUGGGCUCUCUUUGCUUCGAUUAUGGUGGGUUCCGAGUCGUUCGCGAAUUGUAGCGUUUUUCUAGAGCUGUUAAUGAGUAAGACUCUGCUCUGUCGCCUCACGACGUUUUAGUUAGGAUACAGGAAUUGAGGACCGGCUCGCAAUUCUCAGUCUUAAGAAUCACGACGAUUCAGAAAAUUUACUGGAAAUGAGGCGAACGAUUUUGUAGAAGUUUUUGCAAGUGAAGUAACGAUCCUUCCCAGUGCUGGCAACCACAAUACAGGGAGUUCGAAGGUUAAACUGAAAAAUGUUGUGGAUUACUCAUGGGAAGAGCGUUUCUAUACUGGUCAGCUGCUCGAUGUACACAUGGGCGGAGUCUAUGUUGCAUAUGGAAUCAAUUCAACUGCCAAAGGUGGAAUUGUGAGAGUAAUAAGUAAUAAAAGCCAACAGCGAGGACUUAUCAAAGGAUUGAACGGCCUCGUCGACGACAUCGCCUUCGCCCACACGGCUCAACAGGUCAUGCUCGCCUGUGUGGACAAAACCGGAAACCUGUUUGUCAAUUUGAUAAACGAGAGUAAAGAUGUAGGAAUUACGUGCUCAAGAGUCCUCUGGGUUGAACCGGAUGAAAAUGCGAGAAAUGGAAUACCUUCUCUUUGCCACCGUGUGAUAUGGUGUCCAUACAUUCCUGAUGGCGAGCCAGGUUCUGAUUAUAGCGUUGCUGAGUUAAUGGCAGUCACACGUGGAAGUAAGAUUGAAUUGUGGAAUGUGGGAAUGGUAGCCAAUCAUCAUCGAUCUGGACCAGUAAGGCCAGGGGAGCACAUCGAAGGUUUCAUUGAAAUUAACGAACACUCUCAGAUGAUCGUGGAUGCUGCCUUCUCUCCUGAUGGAACAGCAAUUGCAACAGCUAGCAUGGAUGGAGAAGUCAAGUUCUUUCAGGUCUACAUGCAAGAUAAGUCCAAGGCAAGGUGCUUACAUGAGUGGAAGCCACAUGACGGAAAUCCAUUAUCGGCUUUGUUCUUUAUGGAUAAUCACAAAAAUUGUAGUAUCGAUGUUCAGUUUUGGAAGUAUGUCAUUACUGGCUGCAAUUCGAAUUCAGAGUUGAAGCUGUGGGCCUGUCAGACGUGGGAAUGUGUGCAAACCAUUCGUUUCCUGCCAAGGCCAGAGACAAGUAUGCGAGUUCAGCUGAAAGCUGCAGUAGAUCGCAGCUCUGAUUACCUUUUACUAUCCAACAUGAAGCAACGGGUGCUGUAUGUACUACGUAUUCAAAAAGAUUCGGCCCAAACAAACUGUUUCAUCCAGUCGGUGUCAGAAUUUCCUCUGCCUUAUCCAAUAUUGAGUUUUGCCAUAUUGGAUGCUGAAGUGCGCAGAUUCAAAUCUAAUUCAUCAUUCACAUUGGAUGAUCAGUGCAAUGGCGACGAAGACGAUGACAAGCAGGAACAGGACAAUCAGUCAGCUGUCCUCAUAAAAAUGUAUCUCGUUCAACCAAAGUCUCUACAAGAGUGCAACAUUCUUUUCCAAACACGUCAAAAAUCAAUUGAUGGUCGAUCUGGGUCACAAAAUUCACUUGGAUACAAUGAGAACGAUGAGAACGGUGUUGGCGUGGGCAUUGGUGGUGAGCAAGUGUCGGUGGAAAUGGCAGCAGCUGCAGUGGCUCUGCCUUCAAUGCCAAUGCCCAACCACUCACCCAUGCACAUCAACCUCAUCACCCCCGAUGCCUUUGACGCCAGCUCAAACACUUUGGUUGGAUCUAUUCCAUCUGUGAAAAUGGAAGAAGAAACGUCGUUCCACGAGACUGUCAACAAGCUAUCCAAUUCAACAACUCCUUUGCCAAAACCUGAUUUACCAUGUGGAGGAGUUGUUGCAUUUGCUAGUGGUGGUAGCAGUCCAAGCCGGGAAGUCCAAGAAAUAUUUUCAUCGCAAGAACCUCAGAGAGGUUCAGAGUAUUCAGAGUAUCCAGAAGCAGAUGAAAUGCUCCAAGUCAGCGACCUUGAAAUAGACUUGACAAGUGUCAACAACCGCAAUAUAGAUUUGAAAUCUGUCAACAACCUAGAUUUGAAUAUGUCAACUGGAGUCAACCACCAAUUGGAUAUGACAUCAAGGGAAAUGAGUCCAAGUGAGUCAAAUUGGUCUUCUUCAAUUCCUAAUAUGAUGUCCGAGAAACAACUGAACAAGCCAGAGAUGGAAAAUCCUGAAAGGGCCAAUGGACAGAUUCACAGUUUUUCAGUGGACCAAACUGACAUGAAGAAUAUUGCAAACAGUUUGGCUUUGAUCCAAAGCACUAUUGCUAAGCAACAGAAUGAAAUAAAGUGUUUGCGGGAGGAGGUUCUUAGGUUGAAUAACCCACGAGAAUUCGAAAAAGUUUUGAGCCGUAAAUUGAACCAGCAAUGUGGUGUAAUCGAAAAAUCACUAACAGGUUUAUGCACAAAAGAAGACAAUAAGAAGAACCAAGAAUCAUCUAUUUCUGCAAUUUCACAAGCUAUUAAUAAUCUGAUAUCAUCAAAACUAGACGAUAUUGUUGCUUCUGAAAUUAGUAACAGCAUUCUGCCUGUAAUCGUCGAAACCAUGGAAAAUUUGAAGCAAAAUUUGCACAUAGAUAUGACACAAAAACUGAGUGCAACAGAUCAUCUAUUGAAAGAGAACAUUAAUAAAAUGGUCAGCAGCAAGUCAGUAACGGAUGCUCUUAGCAACUCAUUGAGUCGAACUCUGACACCGAUGCUAAGUGAAACUCUUCGUGACUUCUUCAUGAAUGUCGCGCUACCAAGACACGAGAAAGCCAGUGCAUUGAUGUUCAAUCAACUCAACGACGCAUUCUCCAAAGGAACAAGAGAGUAUCUUGCUGCACUUGAGAAUCACGCGAAAAAAAUAUCCGAAAAGGGGAAAGAAUCAGCUGCUCAGAUGCAAUCGACUGCUGAACACGUAAAGAACUCUGGCCUACGAAUGUCAAAUGAUCUGAAUGAAACUACUAAAAGGAUUGAGAAAAUAGUUGAAGAAGCAUUGCGAGUGCAGCAGUCAGCCCUGGAGCAGACGCUGAUGACUGCAGUCAGAUCGGGAGCCUGUACGCCUGCUCCUCACUCCACUUCUCCUUAUCAAUUGAAACUUCAACAAAUCAAAGAGUGCUUACAAAAUGCUAAUUUCGAAUCAGCAUUUGAAAUUGCGCUACAAUCUGGAAAUUUGAAUUUAGUUGUGGCUACUUGUGAAAAGGUGAAUCCGAAUAGAAUGUUCAAAACAAAGCCUUGUCUUCUCAGCCAAAAACUACUGCUCUGCCUCAUUCAGCAGCUGGGGAAUGACUUGACUUCACAUACUGAACUUAAAAGAAAGUACCUGGAGGAAGCAGUCAUUUCUCUGGACUUCAAUAGCGAAACAACACAACAGUACGCCUUGGAAGUACUAAACAAACUUCAAAAACAAUUGAGUGCAUAUAUUGCCUCAAAUCAGGACAGUGAUUUUGCCAGAAGUUUCCAGAUUCUUCUAAUGGCUGUUCAAGCAACAGCCAAUAGCACAAAUUGUAAAUAAUGUGGAAUCGCCAACCGUGAACAUUAAUUAAUGCCACCGUGCUGUGACGGACAUGAUAGUUCAUUGCAUCAUUAAUUUCUUAUUAAUUACCAUAAUUAUUUUUCAAACUGAAAAAAUUAGAAUUAUUCCGAGUAUGCUUGAAAAAUGACAGAAUUCUUGUUUGUGUAUAAAAAUGUACAUAUCCUUCACUGAACCAGGACAUACGUCUGGUAAUUGUUGAUAAUCACUACAAUCUCUUUGAAAAUCUCUUCAAGAGACCAAGACUGACGCGUACUUGUAUAGUCGGUAAUAUUUUGAGAUCCUUUAGUGAAUUUAAACUAAACACUCUAUUUUAACUUUGACUUGUGAUUACUUCAUCAAGUUUUAAAACUGACGAACUCAGUUGGAUUGUUCCCUUCUCUCUUUUCAGUAACAAUCUAUUAAUUCAUUUAUAUUUAUUUUUUACUUCAAUAUUAAAAACUUGUGAACACUAGCAAAUUUGAAAAUUGCAAUUCACUGUGAAUUGUGUUCAUAAACAAUCUCUUUUUAACUGUAUGCUUGAUUUUUGAAGAAUUCUAGAUCUUUCAAUUUUAUUCGAUAUUUUGGAACUAUGAUCUGCACUACUUGUGUAUGUCUUGAUUAAAAGUCAUUUGCAUCUGAUGUAAAUCUGAGGUUCACCUCGAAGUUUCACUUUAUCAAUACAUGGUGCAGGCUGCUAUCUAUUAAUCUGGUUGCUAACCGGGAAUAAAAUGUAAUUGGAGUUAUUAGUUUUGUCAUAUUUUUUCAAGUCAAACUCGACUGUAGAAACGGAUGAGUUCCUACGCAUAUUUUUUCUAUAACGAUUUUUGCUUUGACAUGGUAGGUGUUCUGCUGAUAAAAUUAUUUCCAUAGGUAUUUUUUGUAUUUUAAGGCAUUGUACAUAAAAAUUGAAUGAUUUAUUACUGUAAUGUGAUCAAUUUAUUUUUAUACCGCAAAUUAUUAAGGCAAACAAUUACAAAUUAAUAUUGAGCUUUGUGAAUGAAUUUAUCAUUUUCAUCUUCGAAAUAUUUAGUCUUGAAUUCAUCCUAUUAAUUUAAUUAUUACUGU